This is a messenger RNA of Drosophila virilis, 3096 nucleotides long. RefSeq names its product tyrosine-protein kinase Wsck (gene Wsck). Gene Ontology annotation, molecular function: transmembrane receptor protein tyrosine kinase activity; protein binding; ATP binding. Gene Ontology annotation, biological process: cell surface receptor protein tyrosine kinase signaling pathway; positive regulation of kinase activity; protein phosphorylation. The record is from RefSeq and is a predicted model, not a curated record. Gene Ontology annotation, cellular component: plasma membrane; signaling receptor complex. Lineage: Eukaryota; Metazoa; Arthropoda; Insecta; Diptera; Drosophilidae.
CAGCUAUGAUCGGCGAGUUAGUUGUCUCCUUUUGGCUCAUCAGGUAUUUAUUCGAACUGGGAUGUAAACAUCGCAAGCGAAAAGUAACAGCAACACUAGCGACAGUGACGCCAACGUCGACGCUGGCAGCAUGAUUAGUCAACUGGAAUGGUUGCUGAGAGCAACAGCAACAAUAACAACGCAACAAUGACCAAAGCAAAUGAGGCAGGCAGCAGCAGCGAUAGUUGCGUUCUGAGCAGCGCUUAAAAUGAAAGAAAAACACAUUGGACGCGACACAGGGAAAACAAUAUACGAGAAAUAAAGGCUUAAUUCGCUUAAAUUAAGCAGCGCAGUGUUUAAUUAGCUUUAAUCAAACCACAAAACUAGAGGGUCCGCGCCAUAGCCCACCCGGGCACACAAGGCUCCAUCACUCGCCAUCACUAGCACGAGUACGCCAUCACAACAUGCAGUGUGGACACCGCCCAAUCGCCAGCUUUCAUGGCCCGAAGCAGCACGUCGCAGAUGUUUACCUCGUGGCAAUUUGUUUGUUGUUUAGUUUUAUUUGCGUAUCCGUGCAGGAAUCUCAAAAUAUUCCGGAGGAGGAGCCCGUCUACUAUUACGUUGGCUGCUAUACUGCUCGAACAGAUCUGCUGAAGGAAUCGGUAUACGCAAAGACGCCUCAAACGUGCAUUGAGAUAUGUGAGCACCAGGGCCACAGGUACGCUGUCCUGGCUGCCGAGAAGUGCUUCUGUGCCAAUCGUCUGGAGCCUCAUGAAAAGCAGGACGAUCAGCUGUGCCACACGCGAUGCCUGGCCAAUAAGGCGCAGUAUUGCGGAGGCGUGGGUGUACAUUCCUACUAUUCGACAACGUUGCUAAGGCAACCGGCGCCACAUCAUCUACGGAUGGUCAACAGUACCGAGAACAGCAUAAGCCUCGCCUGGGACGCCUAUGAGCCCAACAAGCUAUUGCUAGCUGGCGGUGCCGAGGCACUCGCGCCACAAACUCAGCAAGUUUCCAACAUUCUGAUCAAAUGUCAGGUUGUUCAGACCUACUCAACGCUUCCCGCAUUUUUACAGCCCGAGUUUAUAGUGCAGAGCACGGAGACCCGCUUCGAGCUAACUGAUCUCCAUCCCGCGACACUUUACAAUAUUAGUGUUCGCGCCAUUUGUGCACAACAACAAGAAGAAAGCGAAUGCGGCCAUGCUACACUAAUGGCCAGCACAGAGGUGGGCUUACCAAGUCCAGCGCCCGCACAGCCCAAGAUUCUCAGCCGCACUAAAAACAGCAUGACCGUUGAGUUGGCGCCCGUACACAACGACAAUGGUCCGGUAUCGAAGCUUCUUAUUGUUGUCGAGUUUGUUGACGAUUCACUGAGCCAGCCGUUUGAUGAACAGCUGUUGGGAGGCUGGCAGGAUGCGCAGCAAAACGGCGUUCCCUACUACAUAGCCGCAGAGCUGAGCUACGAUCGACCAGAGGACAACCGCACAAGGCACUUUGUUGUAGGAGAUGGCAAACGCUAUGGACGCUAUCGUAAUGUGCCUCUGGAGCAGCUGUCAGAGGAGCAGGACCAGCUCUCCCAUGUGCACAUUAGCUUGGGCGUGGUAAGCACACUGCGAAACAUCACUAAGACAUUGUACACGCGCAGCAGUCACGCACAACAUGCCAGCUCUCUGGAUGAUUUCAGCUAUGCAACGUUUGAUAAGGGUCAGUCGUCAGUGGUGGCUUUGGCUGUAACCUGUGUGAUCUUCGGCAGCUGCCUGUUGCUUAGCCUCAUCACAUACUUUUAUUUGCGCUACAAGACCUGUCACGCUCGCGGCCUGAUUGGACGUGGACGCAAUGCUCACGAGAUGACGCAGCAGACGCCCAUCAUUGAGCGCGAGAACAACGGAUAUCUUGUGGAGGACGAGCAGCCGGCUUCGCUGGAGAGCUUCAAGCAGCAGCUACACUCGACGCUUGAGGGACUGGAGCGUCUGCCGCGCAAUGGACUGCGCCUCAAUGCAAACGAUGUUAUUGGCGAAGGGCGCUACGGAGAGAUUAUCACAGGACGGCUCAAUGUGGCUGAAUCCGUUAAGGAAUGUGCGCUCCAUGUUUUAUCAUUGAACGAUCUGAGCGGUAGCAGGCAGGCGCAGCUGUUGCGUGAGUUGCGGCAGCUCAGACAAAUGCGCCAUCACGAGCUGCUCCUAGACUUUUAUGGCAUUUCGGCAAGUGCGGACUGGUUCUAUCUGGUUUUUGAGCUGCAGCGUGUCAGCCUUAAGCGACGACUGAUCGAGAGCCGUCAGGCAGCGCCAGCGCCGCGUCUAACUGUGCUAACUGAGCAACUGGUGCUACAAUGGAUGUACGAGCUGUCAAGCGCAAUGUCAUACCUGGGAAGCUGUCAGGUGUUGCACCGGCAGCUGUCCAGCUACAGUGUGUACGUUAGCGCCGACUCCAAGCUUAAGGUAUGCCUUCUCGGACCACUGCAUUAUGUGAACAGUAAUAGCCAGGCGCUAGAUCUGGGCCGCUGGCUACCACCCGAGGUGCUGCGACACCAGCACUUCACAACAAAAUCUGUUGUGUGGUCUUUCGCCUGCGUCGCUUGGGAGUGCUGCGCCCUGGGCGGCACGCCUUAUGCAAACGUUGCCAGCAGCCAGCAAUUACUAGAGGCGAUACGCUCUGGCGUGCGUCCGGCUCAGCCCGCCUAUGUCUAUGGCGAUCUUUAUCAGCUGCUGCUUAACUGCUGGCAGCUUGAGCCCAGCGAGCGCAUUGGCUUUGAAGAUGUGGCCUUUGGCGUGCGUCAGCUGAUGACCUCUCCUCGGCAUGCGCUGUGCUUUGAUCGCUCCGCUUCGGACACCAUGGAGACCCUGCCACUGUAUCUGCCGAUUCUUGAGAUAAGCAACUAAUUUAGCCAGUGGACAGAUAGAAGGCAACAAGAACACGUGGAAAAUGAAACCAGUUGUGACUAUCCAAAAGCAAGUUUGAUUAAAUGUACCCUAACGUUUGAAACACAUAUAAUUGAUUGAUAAACGUUGCUAUUGGUGGCUUAUGACUUUCCAAAUCUGCGCCAUUCAAGGCUUUCGUAAAUGUAUAAAGAAUUGCAUGUGUUUUUAACAAAGAUUUAAAAUGGAUUGCCCGAUCAAA